Molecule: messenger RNA, 417 nt
Organism: Lachancea mirantina
Lineage: Eukaryota; Fungi; Ascomycota; Saccharomycetes; Saccharomycetales; Saccharomycetaceae
Source: the annotation of a GenBank genome assembly
AUGUCCACUGAAUCUACUGUCAAGAACUCUCACUGGAGAUUGGUUGAGGUUGGCCGUGUUGUUUUGGUCAAGAAGGGUCCUUCUGCCGGCAAGUUGGCCACCAUCGUUGAGAUCAUCGACCAAAGAAGAGCUUUGAUUGAUGGUCCAGAAUCCGGUGUCCCACGUCAGGCUGUUAACUUGGGUCACGUUGUCUUGACUCCAUUGACCUUCAGCUUGCCAAGAGGUUCCAAGACUGGUGUUGUCUCUAAGAAGUGGGUCGCUGCUGGUGUCAAUGACAAAUGGGCUGCCUCUUCUUGGGCUAAGAAGAUUGCUCAACGUGAGACUCGUUCCUCUCUAUCUGACUUCGAGAGAUUCCAAGUCAUGGUUUUGAAGAAGCAGAGAAGAUACGCUGUCAGGAAGGCUGUCGCCAAGGCCUAA